Messenger RNA from Trametes versicolor FP-101664 SS1, 2648 nucleotides. RefSeq lists its product as uncharacterized. Gene Ontology annotation, molecular function: RNA polymerase I general transcription initiation factor activity; rDNA binding. Gene Ontology annotation, cellular component: RNA polymerase I upstream activating factor complex. Gene Ontology annotation, biological process: transcription initiation at RNA polymerase I promoter; nucleolar large rRNA transcription by RNA polymerase I. The transcript is spliced from 4 exons. The coding region runs from base 1 to 2535 and encodes 844 amino acids. Lineage: Eukaryota; Fungi; Basidiomycota; Agaricomycetes; Polyporales; Polyporaceae. The record is from RefSeq and is a predicted model, not a curated record.
AUGCCUAACUCUGACGACGACGAGGGAACUGUAGAAGCCGACCCCGCCUAUCUCGCGCUUUACCACACACAUCUCGACGAUUUUCGCGCCCACCUCGCUGGAAGGGAUGGGUCGGAGCCGCUUCCGGCCUCCUACUUUCCUCCGAAUGCUUGCUGGUCGGCGGCGGAGAAGGAUGCUUUCUUCCGCGGCCUUGCCAUUCACUCCCGCCUUAGGCCUGACCUGAUCGCCGAGGAGGUGAAGACGAAGACCGUGCCCGACGUAUGUGUUUAUCUCGCACUACUCGAAGAGGCUACCCACGAGGCCUCCCGCACGACCGUCUAUGUCGGUGCAGAAACUCGUCCUGUCGAUCCCAGGCUUCCACGCCAAGAGCUUCCGGCCGCCGUCGAAGUCUCCGACAUGUGGCUACAGCUGGAGGAACGUAUGUCGGGUGCACUGGUCGACCCCGACACGCUUCAGCGGGAAGCGGUGGCUAAGGAACGAGAAAAGGAAGUCCACACUCGCCAGGCCUCUAUCCGCGCUCGGAAGGGGCAGGCACGUACGGCCUCCAACGAUCGAGACCGCGAGGGCGAGAGGCAGAGACGGAAGGACUUCAACGCUUGGUUCGCGGAAGCAAAGGCGCAGUGGGAAGCGGAGGACGCGUGGGGCGCUCUCGACCACAGUAGCUUGUCCGCCCUGGACCGAAUGUUACGAGAAGACGAAGAGGGAUACGCUGUAGGAGAACUACCUGAAGAUGCCGAGGACCUUGUAUAUCAGCACGAAGGCCUAGAGACUCUGGAGGCCAAACUACCCAGCUCGCCUACCGGACUGCGAGGAACGCCUCUUGCUCCGGGCGAAGAGCUCAUUGAUCCUAUACUCCUACAGCUAUCUCGUCCGGACACAGCUAUGUCAUAUGCCUCUUCCUCAGAGCCUGCUUCGUAUUCACUGGUCGACCCGGGUAGCCUACCGCCAUCUACACAUCUCCAGCCUUCCACUCCUCCCUUUCCACCAGCCUCGCAUAUCACUGAUCCUGCGCCCCUCCCCGUUCCUCUGCCACCUUCCAUCUUGGACACUUCGGCCGCAUUCUUAGCAGAUGAUGGCUCCAUCGGCGACGCUGCUGAAGAGGAUAUAGCUUCAAUGUCCCCGGUCUCCCGACGUCGUUUUAAGAAACGCCUGUACAUGCGUCGGAAGCGCGCGCAAGCCUCCGGCAGGACAGCUGACGAGAAUACCACCCGAUUGAAGCCCGGUAGGAAGCCGAAAGAACGGCUGCCUCGUAAGACGGAUGCAUCUACCGUUGCAAGCUCCCCGAUGGUCGUCGACAACCAACCCCUACCUGACGAGCCUGAACAGCCUUUCGUGGAGCCGGACGCUUCUCAGUAUCGUCAUCCGCACAUGUCUGGUAGGACGCUUCCAUACAAACGGCAAAUACAAUUCGCGUACAUCGGUAUCGACGCACAGCGACUGUACCAAGAAGGCCUCGGACUCUUCCACUUUCGAACCAUCUCCAAGUUGAUGCAGAUGUACAAUCAACUACACGAUAUCCCAGCAGAGGUUGCGUCGCAGAUCACUGUGGAGACCUUCCAGCUCCUCUAUGCCAUCGUUGCGCAAUUCGUCGCUGAGGUAAUGUCUCGAGCGAUCACUUCGCGAGAGCAGGAGCGUAUUGCCAAGCUUCAGACUAAAGCGUGGCGUCUAAGGGAGAACCAGAACGUUUCCGCGAUCCACGUGAAGCACGCGCUUACGCUCUUCGGCGCUGACUCCCUCGACAAGCGAUCCCACUUCGCAGGCUUACUCAACAAGCUAGGCUUGGACGAAGAGCGCGACAAGCAAGAAGUCUUGGAAGUCAGCGAUGACGAGAGCCCGGAACACGACGAAGUCGAGGAAGAGGAAGCGACCUCUGGCGAUAUCGAGGCAAGCAGAACCCCCCUGGAGCCUCUCUCCGCCUUGCGCAUGAUCUUCCCUCCCUUCUUCAACCCAAAUCCGCCUGCUUCCGGCUCCGGAACCCGCAUUGACGAACAUCCAGACCCGCUGGACCCCUCUGUCUACAUGCCCUGGCCGUCUUCGAGUCUCCUUGCGACUUCCAGCGAGCCUCCGCGCGAAGAGGACCUCCUCCCCGACAACAUCGAUGAAGUCGCGCUCGCUGCCGAGCUACUCGCGGAUGGGGAGAUCGAGAAAGAAGACACCCUGCGCGACACGGAGGAGGAAAACGCAUUGUGGAAGCGUUUCGGCGGAAGGCCGGCGCGCGGCGCUCUGCCUACCGGUGGAGGCGCUGGAGACAUCGAACCGAAGCUUGAGCCUUCCGCGGAGGGAGGCGAGGCGCCGCGGCGUACUAGGAAGCGCAGGGCACCCUCCAAGAGCGUUCGGAUCGUAGAGGACGGCGCAGAUGCCAACAGCGACGCAGACGGGCAAGCCAGUGACACGGCCCAGCGUCGUGUCCGCCCUCGUAAGGGCAAGAGGCAAGGCAAGGGCACCGCGCACCUCAACGAGGACCAACUCCGGUUCAUGGAGCCCGACCCCAAUGGGCACAUCAAGAGCAGCGUAUAUAUACUCGACAGCGACUAGGGGUGCGCUUAUGUGGAUGAGACGUUGCACAAAAGUACAAAAGUAAUAUACAGCUUCUGUCUAUCCCAAUUCUUGGUAUAUGCACUCACAUACUAAGUACGACAUACACAUGG